UCUGGGCCCCUUGGUGCUUCCAGUGCACUAAGUCUCAGGGUCAAGGGUCAAACGGUAGAUGAUUCCAUGGCAGUUGGCAGCCUCGACAGCAGGCCAGCCCAGGUAGAGGAGUGGAAAAUGGGACUGAUCUUCUCUGUACGCCACUUUAGCUUCUCACUGCCAAUCCCCCCGCAAUACUGAAAGUCGAGAUUUUGCCCGACUUCCUGUGACUAAUCACAUCAAAAGAGAAGAGGCAUGUGAGACAUUGGUGGUGGUCAGCUUGAAAUCCCCAGUCACAAUGGCGCAAAUCAGAAAUGUUCAGGCCACCAACAUGUUAUUCUCCUCGUGGGCCUUGGUCUUCUUGGUGAUAGGAAUCAUCUUAGAACAGUGGGUUGAACUGAAGUUGGGGCCAGAAAAGCCUAGCCUACCCCACAGCCCGUGGAUAUGUUGCACUACUGAUUGGCCAGAAGGUGGCCUGAAGGUGGUCAGGGACAUGAUGCUUUUGGUCUUCAGCCUUUCCUUGCUUCAUAACCUGCUCCUGGGUUUGGAAUUCACCUAUAUGAUUCCUCAAACUAAACAUAUCCUCUUCAUGACUGCCUCCCUCAGUUUCUUCACAGGUGCCCUUCUGCUCUCUGCACUGGUGCUGUAUCAACACCACCUAAGGCAAGCUGAAUCUGUGUAUCACUAUAGUUACAGAGUCACCUGGAACUUCUUCAUUGCCUACUCCACUAUUUUCUUCUUUAUUGCCUCUGGAUUCCUCUCUUUCCUACAGCACAAGCAGUCCAUGAAUAGCUCUGCCAGCCUCACCAUCAUCCCUGAAUCUGCCCAGGAAGGUCAGGUUAUGGAACAGUCUGGGGCUUCUGUCAAAGAUCUUGCAUUACCAGCGGAUGCUGCAGUGCCUCGCAGUAUUGUCCAUGUGCACGUCACACAGGCCAAAGAUUCUCCAAGCAGAACUCAAGUCCAAGGCCGUCGUGUAACCUGGGCUCUGUGAUCUGACGACUUAUCUUUCAGGUGUACAUUCGUCUUAAUGGAAACAGCAUGUGGGUAUGUGCUGUGUGUAUAUCCAAUCAUAUUGUCUAUGUUUGGCAUUAUGCAAAUGACUGUGACUGGAUCAGGGUCUAUAAGAAGAUCCAGAAGCUUAAAAAAAUUUUUUUUUAUCCUGGUGAGCUUCUAAUUUAUUCUCAUCAUUUAAAAAAUUUGUUAUUAAUAUAAUAAAUAUUACCAUACACCUAAUACUUGCUGUAUUGUUAACUCUAUACAUCACAAAGAUUUAGAAUACUAUAUACUUUUUUUUUGACAACUCUCAAAGUACUUUUUAUGGGGACCAAAUCAAAAUAACUCUGUAUGAAAGGCUCCAGAGAACUCUGUGCAGGCAGAAUUAUAUACAAACAUAAUCAUGUCACUCAAAAGAUUAAAUUAAUACUUUGUAACAAUCUGCAGUGUACAGACCUAGACCAUGAUUCCCCAGUGCCUCUUUUUUUUGAAUACAUAUAUUCAUUUUCAUAUUCUUUUUCA
Molecule: messenger RNA, 1494 nt
Organism: Vicugna pacos (alpaca)
Lineage: Eukaryota; Metazoa; Chordata; Mammalia; Artiodactyla; Camelidae
Gene: TMEM225
Product: transmembrane protein 225
Biological process (GO): negative regulation of phosphatase activity
Source: RefSeq, a predicted model, not a curated record